CCAUACUGCCACACAGUCAACAUCACAUGACUAGCCUAAUAAAUGAGUUAAAACUACAAAUGAAUGAUUUGUAUGUCUUUUGUUUAUGUGUAGUUUUUUGGAAAAAAAAGUUACAGUUUAAAAAAACAGUGUGGCAGCGGGGGCGUGGUCAAGCAUCUCUCCGGAGAGAGAGAAAGCGGUAAGGGCGCUUGCACCUGAGCUAGAUCAUGUCUAACACCUGUCUCUAAUUACAGAGAGCACGGGGAGAGCGGCAUAAAAGAGCCACACCGCCAGCAGACGUGGAGAGAGAGACUGGCACAAGGAAGGCCACAGUGCUACAGAAGCUGUUGUGAUUAUUGUGUUAUGAAUUUAAAGUGUUUAAGUAACUAUUUGCCUGUGAAGCUGAUGUGUUUAAAUAACUCUGUGCCUGAGAGACUGUUGAGUUUGUGAAACUGUAAGCAUCAAGGUGGCGAAAUUAAACGCUUACCUGAACCUGGAAACCUCGCUUCCCUGUUCUCCUUUCCACUGAAGAGUGUUACACUGGUGCCGAAACCCGGGAAACAUUUUGGUUGAAGAUGGACGGAAGUCGCCCCGUAGAGUCCUCCCAGUUGGCUGAGAUCCUCCAAGCCCUCGCUAGCCUACAUCGGAACCACCAGCAAACCCUGCUUGAGCUCCGGCAAGAUCAAGAUCGCCAGUUUGUGGAGCUCCUACGCGCUCAGGCGAUCCGGAGCCUCCUCAGCCAGGAGGCGUCCCCAGCCGCGACCCCGGACACUCACAUGCCAUUGCCCCCGCCUGCGCUACAGAAGAUGGGGACGGCGGACGACCCAGAGGCGUUCCUGGAUUUGUUUGAGCGCACCACCGAGAUCCGGGGCUGGCCGCUCGGUCAGUGGGCGGCCCGACUUAUUCCGCUGUUGUCCGGGGAAGCCCAGCUCACGGCUCAAUAACUGCCGGCGAUGAGCCUCCUGGCUUAUGGUGACCUGAAGAAAGCCAUCUUGCAAUGGGUUGGUCAGAGUCCGGAAGAGAAUCGUCAACUCUUCCGGAGCCUGAAGCUGGAGAACUCCGACUGCCCGUUUGCCUUCGUCCAACGGCUCCGCGAUGCCUGCCGAAGAUGGUUGCUAGCGGGGGACUGCGGCAUCGAUGGGAUCAUGACCAGGUGGUACUGGAGCAAUUAAUACUUCGACUGCCAAAAGGGAUGGCGGAGUGGGUCCAGUGCCACCGUCCGGCGUCACUGGAGGAAGCCGUCCGGCUUGCGGCGGUCCACAUGGCGGCGAUCCCGAGGGCGGAAGAACCCUCUACUCUCUCUCCCCUCCCCCUGUGUUUUCCCCUGUCUCAUCCCCUACCCCUCUCUCCUCUUGUUCUGCUCUCUCCCCAGGGCCCGUUCCUGCCCCACACAGGCGAGGAGGACUUCAGCCACCGAGACCAGAUCCCCGGGCAUGGGAGGCAACACCUCCCCCUAUCCCCAUGCCCUGCCGCUCUCCCUCUCAGGUGGGAGCGCCCGCCGACGCAAGUGCGGAUGUGCGAGGACCCGGGCCACUUCUGGGAUCAGUGCCCUCUGAUGGAGCUGGGGACGGCGGUACGGGUCUCCGACCUCCCGCAGGCUGCCCCCGACCGGGCCGGAGCGUACCGGAUACCGUGAGCACGGGGAGAGCGGCAUAAAAGAGCCACACCGCCAGCAGACGUGGAGAGAGAGACUGGCACAAGGAAGGCCACAGUGCUACAGAAGCUGUUGUGAUUAUUGUGUUAUGAAUUUAAAGUGUUUAAGUAACUAUUUGCCUGUGAAGCUGAUGUGUUUAAAUAACUGAGAGACUGUUGAGUUUGUGAAACUGUAAGCAUCAAGGUGGCCAAAUUAAACGCUUACCUGAACCUGGAAACCUCGCUUCCCUGUUCUCCUUUCCACUGAAGAGUGUUACAAACAGAAAGAAAGAAAAUAGGCAUGGGGAUCUGUAGAGGAAGGA
Messenger RNA from Myxocyprinus asiaticus (Chinese sucker), 1934 nucleotides. RefSeq lists its product as uncharacterized. NCBI's taxonomy places the organism in Eukaryota, Metazoa, Chordata, Actinopteri, Cypriniformes, Catostomidae. The transcript has 2 exons. Bases 977 to 1615 code for a protein of 212 amino acids. The record is from RefSeq and is a predicted model, not a curated record.